GUCGUUGUACCGAGUGCACGUGGAAAACGUUGUUCAUGCAAGGGAAAACACGGAAGUUCGUGGAACACAGAGGCGCUAGAUCGUUUUAAAGAUCGAAACGUUCGUGUUCCGAAAUGAGGUACAAACGCAUCGGUGCUAUCGGCGCAUUUUUAAUCGCGACCUUGUGCCUGUUAUCAGGGCUGAUGUAUUAUUUUAAUCAAGAUACUUGCCCAGUAGGAACGUUCCUUUGUUACAAUACCACAAUUUGUCUACCACAGAGAAAUUGGUGCGACUCACAAAGCCAAUGUCCUCACGGGGAUGACGAACAAAAUUGCUAUGAUUAUCACGGUGUAUUGGACUGGUUUGGCAGUGACAGAGAUUCCGAACCUGUAAGCGAGUUCGUUUGUGAUGCCACCGACAUUCCUGUCGGUUGUAAGUACGUGAAGUGUCGCGCCACUUGUCACGACUACUCGGAAAUUCCGAGAAACCUAUCUUCUCAAACUACUUCCAUAACUCUGUAUGAUAGCUCGAUUAAACGCGUGCCAAUGGGCGCCUUUGCGCAAUACUCAGAAAUCCGUAUACUAUAUCUUGAUGGUAGUAAUAUACACGAGCUAGAAAAAGGAGCUUUUCUUAAUUUGACUAAGUUGUUUUGGCUAGCUUUGGAUAACAAUCAAAUUAGCGAAUUUCUGCCUGGACAUUUUGCUGGUUUAACCAACUUGGAAUCUUUGAGGGCCAAUAAGAACAGAAUCACUGUCGCAGAUUUUUCAGACUUAGAAGGGAGCAUUGCUUUAAACUUCAUAAAUUUGAAUGAAAAUCAAUUAACUUCGAAAGGACUGAAGUUGCCAGAAUUGCCGGUAUUAAGCGAGAUAUUGUUAGAUGAAAAUAAUUUUGAAUCAAUACCCGAUACUUUGUUCGCUGGAUGUCCAUCAUUAAAAUUACUGAGUAUGCAAAAGAACAAAAUAAAGACAAUCGAAGAGGACACGUUCCGAAAUUUGGAGCAGCUAGUCGAACUUAAUUUGGCGUUCAACGAAAUAACGACCGUCCCGCUGAAUGUAUUCCAACCGUUAAAAAAUCUGACGAGGUUACAAUUAGGUUACAAUCGCUUUUAUAAUUUACCGAUGGCCGUGUUGAGUCCAUUGACAAGACUGGACUCUCUAGAUCUGGAAGGUAUAAAUUUGGAUGCAUUACCAAAAAACGCGUUCACACUGUUCAAGCAAUUGGACUUCGUCUACUUCAAGAAAUUUCAUUAUUGUGCGACUUACGCGCCGAAAGCAAAACGAUGUCGACCCGCUAGUGACGGAGUAUCGUCGUUAUCCCAUUUGCUCGAUAAAACUUUAUUACGAGCAGCAGUAUGGGUAAUUUCGUGUGUAACUUGUACGAGUAACGUGCUUGUUCUUUGGGGGAGAUUCACAGCCAAGGAUGAGAAUCGCGUAUUAACCAUUAUUAUCCGAAAUCUAGCAGUUUCCGACAUGUUGAUGGGGCUAUAUCUAUUCAUAAUCGCUAUAGCAGACAUAACAUUCCGCGAUAAUUACAAUCAAGUCGCCAGUUCAUGGAUGUCUUCGUGGUAUUGUACCUUUGUAGGACUAUUGGCAAUGACAUCUUUGGAGGUUUCAGUAUUGAUCCUGUCGUUCAUGUCUCUGGAACGAUAUAUGCUAAUAGCAGCUCCACUGAAAGGUCACCGUACCAUGACACCGCAUACGGCAACUGCAUCGAUGAUCAUCAUUUGGAUCACAGGAAUUACCCUUGCUCUCGUGCCAGUGAUUCUGUGGCGAAGCAGCACGAGAUUUUACGGCGUAAAUGGAAUGUGUUUCCCCUUGCACAUUGACGAUCCGUACUUAAUUGGAUGGGAAUAUUCGGCCUUCGUCUUCUUGGGAUUAAACCUUAUGGGGCUGCUUACGAUUGGUUACGCUUACACGGGUAUGUUUCUGAGCAUUUGGAAAACGAGACACGCCUGUUCUUUGUCUGUUGGCGAUUCCGAAUUCGCCUUACGAUUUUUUCUUAUCGUUCUAACGGAUGCAGCCUGCUGGGCACCAAUUAUCGUUUUGAAGAUUAGAGCUAUGAUGAAGUAUCCUAUUUCAGCUGAUUUUCACGCAUGGGUAGUAGUCUUUGUAUUACCCGUGAACAGUGCAGUCAAUCCGUUAUUAUAUACAUUUACCACUCCUAAAUAUCGAGAAAGACUAAAUGAUGGAUGGUUUGGAAAAGUGCGUAACUAUAUGACACGAAAAUCUUCCGAAGAUACGUCUACAGCAAUGAGCAACAAAGAUAAAAUGUUGUCUUUAUCAGAUGGGAAAGAGUAUGACAAAAUUCGAUUUAAUAAGAAGAAAAUGCAGCCUGUUAAACGCAAUCGUAUGAUAUGAUUUUUGUUAUAUUAUAUGUUUAAUUUGUUGUUACUCAGAAGCUCACAGCAAAGACGAGUAAUAUACUUUCUCGCGUACUAAAAAUUAGUUGAAGGUUUUAAGUUAUGGAUCAAUAGGUUGAAUGCAAUAUUUGAAUGUUAUUUGCUGUAGCAGAUAAUUUCUACAAACAAAUAAGUACUCUGUUGUUAAAGAUUUAACAUAAGUAAACAAUUUUAUGUAUAGCUGUUGUAUAUUUAUACAACAAACUGUUACGUAUAAAAUAAAACAUGAUUUUCUGUAAAUUGUUCGGAUGAUGGAAUAUGCAUGAAAAUGUUAUAUCGUUAAAAUAUUAGAAUACAAAAACAAAUUUCGGAAAAAAGACUAAAUGAGAGAAAGACAGAUCACUGUUAGAUCUAAUGCGGCAAAAUCUAUUCUAAUGAUGUAACGUAUAUGAGCAUUCCGUUGAGCAGUUGAUGCAAAUCAAGAGAAGAAUACGUAAUUCAGUCGAUAGCUGACCAAUCUGAGCUCUAAUCUAAACUGUUAAUCUGUAAACUGAUUCAAGCCACUAAAUUUCCAAUCAAAAAUCCCCAAAUCACAUAAUUUCCAACCGAUAACUUUCAAAUCUUUAAAUUUUUAGUAAAAAAAUUUGCAAAUUACUAAAUAUUAGAUCAAUAAUUUUAAAAUUGCUAAAUUUCUAAAACUCAAGAAUUCAAACAACCAAUUGAAAAUUCAGGCAGCUGACAUCAGAACUAUCGGGGAGAUAAUUCACGGUGACGGAUUUUUACGAUUGGUUCGCGACGGCACGGCGCGGGCAGUACGUUGAUUCGCACGCGAUUUCACGCUAUCGCCGUUUGGCCAGAAUUCGCCUGGUGAAUUUACGACGCGAAAAGCUUUGUUCAUGCAACUCACUUCGACUGCACUCCUUUCUACGUAGAAACCGCGAUUCGUUCUCUAAAUCGUACAUAAAUUACUCGUAACGAAGAGCAUGGGACGCGUUCCGAAAAAUGUAUUGCAUCCAUUCUGAUCUAUCGGCAAAUCGUGUAUUACGAUGAUACACCGUUAUCGAGGAACCCGUCGAGGGGUCAAGUCGAAGCCAUCGUAUCGAUUUUCUUAUUGUGCAACCGAGAGAACAGAAUAACCGACACGCUUUUUGUCAAGUCGCGGCUGGACAUCGUGUGCCGCUUAUUUCGGCGCUCAAUGAACGUAAAUAACCACCGUCGUAUUUUACCGGCGGCACUGGAUUGCCUAAUUAAGUCAGCGGACAGCGCGUUAAGAGAGUCGACUGAGAGAAUCCAGCGGUAUGAUGGCGUAAACGUUUCUUCGUAUAAAAUAUAUCGAAUUUUCAAACACUUUGUAGUAUGUUCAUGGACAAUGCUAGUAGUCGGGAGUUGGAAAAUUAUCUCUUCGAAAGAUAAAAGUUAUAAUACGAAUUAGAGUUUCUUGCUUCCUUUUUUGUGAGAGAAAAAUAAAAGACACUUUACUUAUAUACUCUUUAUCUUUCUUUAUCUUUUAAUAUAAUUCAGAGACGCAAUCCAUUAUCUCGAUGAUAUGUACGUGGAAGACAAAUUUAAUGUUAUAUAUUGUUCAACAGCUUGCAACGAUCAUGCUUGCAUAUUUACCAUACAAAUUGAAGAUCAUCAAUCAACGAAGCGUCAACGAAGUAAACAUAUAUACAUAUACAUACUUACAUAAGCACUUCAUUCUAUCGUCUCGUAAUUAUCCUCGUAAACAUUAACCACAACUUUUUUGAAGUGCAAGGAAGUUAAUUUCACGGUGUCAUAAAAUGGCACCGACUAUCGGUUUUACUGGACGUCUUUCGUUACUUUGUAAUUAGUUACAGUCGUCUUCUAUUACUCUUCCAAUUCGACAUGCCCACGCUUUUCCUUGUCGUACAGGAUUAGUUUCUAUAGAAACAUGUUGGUACCCCUUAUUAAUUCACUCAAGAAUUAAAUAGCGUAGUCUCAAUAGGUAAUUUAAUCAAUUAACUGCUGUCACCCACCAUAAAAUGCAGUCGAUUAGUUUUGUGGAAGUUUGUAGCUCGUCCUUGGUAUCCUUGAAAUAUAAUUUGAUAAUUAAACUUCAUUUUGAUCGCAAAAAUUCCUUCAAAAUUCAUGAACUGUGUAUUAAAGUCACGAGAGAUAUAUCGCGCGGACAAUUAAAAAUUGACAACUUCGAAGACUUUAUAACGUAGUAAAACAAAUUGGCAUGUCUCUCGAAAAUUGCUACCUUGACGAUAUACAUAAUUGAGUUUUCACGAUUAAUAAGCGGAUGCGACGUCAGAUACACACGAAACCAGAUGGAGACGUGUGUAAACAGAAAAAUCACUGAAAUAUCACGGCGCAAAUUAAAACGGCAAUUCCAUAUUAUAAUUAAAUGUUUUUAUGCGAGCGGGAAUCGAUAUUCAACUGCGUUACAGCGGAACAUAAAUUAUUAUACAGGCCAAAAAAAGACGCAUCGUUGCACUCUACGAUUCGCCGCCACGUGGGCCGCCUCUUACACGAUAUAAUGUAUAAUUUAUGAUAGAUGGCCAAUGGGAGGAUCCCGUUAAGGGGCCUCGAUACUUCCUGCAAGACAGUUCGCCUUUUCGGACUGAUUUUUCUUCCGUCUUGCGACAACAACGCGUUUUUUUAGAGAAGUUCCAUUGACCAUUUGUAAUUCUAUUACCUAUUUGUCUCUAAUUCUACAUUCAAUUCCUUAAAGGAAUUCAAAGAAUUGAAUCAAACUUUAAUGUUGAUAUGAAUUUAUUUAAUUGAUAUUUCUUUAACUAAAAAAAUUGUUAAAAUCUAUAGUUACCUCUAAGACUUUUUAAAUAUCUUAAAUAAAUUUUAGAUUAAAAAAGAUCAUUUGUACGUUCGUGCAAUCAUAUAAUAUUCAUAUGAAAUUGUUUAUAUUACGAGUAUAAAAAUUUUCAAAACUUUAUGUAUUUAGAAAACUACAAAUUGAGAAAAUGAUAUUAGAAAAAAAUACUGCUUCCACGCUUUAUUCAAUAAGUUGUGAUAAGUAGGAAAUAAAAAUAGUCAAAUCGUACAUUUAUAAAAUCAAAAAGAAUAGAGUUACGGAAUAUAACUGCGUACUCACUUCUUUCAUCAAACAUUGAAGCACGUCUUUCAUUUGAAGUUGAAAAGAAACUUCUGGCAAGGAAGAUGUUGUGUUGCAUCACGCGAGAAGUUUCAGGCUGUCGAUUAAUCAAUAUAAGUUCGUUACACUGCGUGCAAAAUCUUCGUUGCAUUUUAAAAUCACGUAUAAGCAUGCAGGUGAGCGUGCAAUGCGUCGUCCUUGAUCCACAGUAGGUGGGUAUGUCGGUGGGCAUGUAGCUGGGAAAAUAAAGGAAUCAUGUGCAUGGAUCGCGUUGAGAAAUAGCAACGAAGUGUACAGUAUAUCCGAGUCUGUGAGAUGAUUCAAUGAUUCCAUUUGGAACAUCGAGAGAAAUCGUUAACCCGCGAAAAAAGUAAGUUACGCGACUAGAUCUCUCUAGUGCCUCUCGUUCUGUUCUCCUAUUUCGUAUCGUUUAAAUCGCAUAGAAAAUGGGGUAAAUCUUUUGGCUAUGAAUUAUUUUUAAACUGUAAUCAUUUUAAUUCGACAAGUCUAUACAAUUUAUCUCGGAAAGAUUUUUGCAUUAUCCAGAGAACUUGGAGAGUUUAGUUUAAAAAUAAUUUCUAUAAGUAAUUUUUAACGAUAUAAUUUUUAGAGAUAAAAUACUUCUGAAGCUUAAAAGUUAUAAAAGAGGCGUUUGUAGAUUUUCAUGACAUUUAGAUAUUAAUCUUCUUACUUCUUCGACAAUUUGAAAUUACUACGAAAAUGCAACAUAUAAUAAACAUAGUAAACAUUGUCUUUUUACUAUAUCUUAUAAUUUUCUCUGAUAGAAAGAUCUAAAUAUUAUAUCAAGCACUAUCAACAAGAUAUUCUUUCCGUGAUACUAUAUCUACAAGACAUAGUAUCAUAAAAAGAGCAUAGAAUCAGUCAUAAACAUUAUAUGCAUGUCGAUAAUUAACAGAAAGUAAGUCGCUCCUUCAACAUGUAUUUAUAUCUCAUAUCCUUCAUAAUUACUAGUAAUUAUACCUUUAAAAUCGUUUACGUUUUAGUCUUCAUUACAUUGAUCCUGCCGUACAGCUUUCAAUCAAUACGUUUAAUUAAUUAAUCUAUAAAGCCACUGUCCCAAAAAAAGGAACAGAUUGAUCUUUGACGAUCAUCUCGCCCUCUCUUUCCUUCCUUAUGCCAGUCUACGAGCCAACUCAUCGUUUAACGGUGACGCUAAUCAUUCAUGCAAGAUUCUUGAGAGAUAAAAGACGAAGGAAGGAGAAAAAGAAAAUAUGGUAAGCAACUGGCACGAAUCCAAGAAUGGCGUACACGCUUGAAACAACAACCACGCGGAGAGUAACCCAGGCAGGUUCGAUCGAAUCGUGAUUAAUCUGUGAUCGUUGGUUCGCGAACGAUUCGUACAUUCGUAGGUGGCUUCCUCAGGGUCGAAUCGCAAAACUGUGGUCGUUGAAUACGGAUGAGAUGAUUCAUAGAAACGCGUUUUCGUGCGUGCUGUUUGCUUUUCGAAUCGAUAAUGCCUAGUUGGUGUACACGGAACGCGUGCUAGCUACAUCGGCACGCUCAUUAUCUUGCAAAUUAAUUCCUUUCUAACGCGCAUGGAAAAAUGUCUGUUACUUCUGCGCGGCUUCUCGCGCGAAACCACGAGGAUCGUAAUUGUAAGAGGGACCGUUUUUCCACGGUAUUUUUCGGCCUGCCAAGUGCUAAGCUACACGGCUGGCAUCUGCAUGCAACAACGUUUCCCCGUGGGGUUAAGAAACGUGCCCACGAACUUAGCAAAAUUCAAAUGUAGAUUCGAGUGAAGGUGUACGCGUUAAUAAUUUCACUAGGACUCAGUAGCGCAAUAUGAGAUAGAAGUUGUACGAUGUAAAGGGGAAAAGAAAUUACGAAUUAAAUUUUGUGAAUAAUACUUGGAACGAAUAUACGUUCUCGCUUUUCGGGCGAAUUAAAAAAGUGUGAUUUGUUCUUUGAAAUAUUUUGUUUUUUCUUUUUUCUCUCUAAUACUAGAUGAGUAUAUUAAUGAUAUGAAUUGAAAUUAAAAAAUUCGUUUCUUUUUUUCUUAUAUCGAAUUGAAAGCGUUGGAUUUAUUUUAUUUCUUUAGGACUCCCUUUUCUUUUGAUCGUAAGGACAUAUAUAUAUAUCCCAA
Bombus huntii is the source of this 7497-nucleotide messenger RNA. RefSeq names its product relaxin receptor 1 (gene Lgr3). The coding region runs from base 114 to 2336 and encodes 740 amino acids. Gene Ontology annotation, biological process: G protein-coupled receptor signaling pathway. The transcript is spliced from 21 exons. The record is from RefSeq and is a predicted model, not a curated record. Gene Ontology annotation, cellular component: membrane. NCBI's taxonomy places the organism in Eukaryota, Metazoa, Arthropoda, Insecta, Hymenoptera, Apidae. Gene Ontology annotation, molecular function: G protein-coupled receptor activity; protein binding.